AUGAAGAGUGUUUGUGAGGAGUAUAUAAGAUUAAAUGAUGUGAAUUCACUGUUUGAGUGGAUGAACGACAGUGAGUUGAACUGUAAUGAAUUUUGGUCAUUGGUUAGUGGAAAUAGUAAUUACAGGACAUUCAUUUGUGAGAAUGUUUAUUUUUUGUAUUUUGGAAAACUCAAAAUGAAUUUGAGUGUUUUUCAAGAUGAGGACUUGAACCUGGUGGCGACAACAUUGGGGCCUGGGUCAGUUUACUCUGAAGGAAAAGUGAAUGGUGUGAAGGAAGAGUUUUUGGAAAUUAAAUGGUACAAAAGACCGGUGAAUUUUAUGGAAUUUUAUCGAGAAGCCUGUGAAGGUGUUGAUGUGGACUUGGCCUUCGGGUCAAUAAUGCAAAUCCUUGCCCACUCUGGUGAAGAUUUUUACUCCUUAUUGAUUAUUCUCACUGGGGUUAUUGUUAGAACUGAAAGGGGGACUUCUUCAUUAAUAACAAGUAGUCUAGUGUCGAUAUUGGAGUAUAUUAAGGGGAGAAAAGGGAUUAGGGUGGAACCCCUGGUCCAAUUUCUAGAGUCGGUUUGGGAAACUAAAGAUGAGCAAGAUAAACAUGGUGUAGCUUCCUCCUCCCUCAUUUCCUUUUCAACAAAUCUAAUUUCUCGGUUUUAUGCCUCUAAACUUCUACAGUUGGAUGGAGAUUCUGGGCCUUUAAGCCUAGCAAACCUUGUUUGUAAACACAACAAUGAUAUUUACAGGUGGGUUGGCUCUAUGUCGACAAUGCAAUCUGAACCAGUCUGUGGGCCUCUGGAUACAGUUCCACUCCAUGAUGCAGUUUGUCUUUUCGUAUUAUUAAAGGAUGACAGGAGUAAUGUCCCUAGAGUUUAUUCUCUGAAGACAAUAGCCUUUAUGGUUUUCAAACUCUCAAAUGUUUUUCUUUCAAAUCAAAACAAAUUAACCAUUGACUCGGCUAAUUUAGGACUUAGAUUCUUGGAAAAGGAGGCGAACUGUACUAAUUCGGAGUCUAUAAGGGACAUUAACACAUUCCCAUGGUACCCUAUAGGAUAUUUAUCAGCAUUGUUAGAUUCAGAAAGUGAAGAAUGGAAAAGGGAAGAAACCGCUGAAAUCUUUAAAGCUGUUUUAUCACAGUGUUCGGCAAGUGUCAAGUUACACAUCCUGAAGGGAGUUGUCAAAUUUGUAAAAUCUGAACUCGGGACCUCAAUUUCACUCAUGGAAUGUAAAAAUACAGUAUGUAACAUAAAUAACGCUGUUAAUAGUGUGGAUAGUAGUGAUAAUGUGAAUAAAAAAUCUCUUAGAAGUAGCGAGAAUGUUUAUGAUGAGGAAGAAUAUUUUAUUUUUGUAAAGAAUGUGUUGGAUUCGUAUUUCGGUGGCGAAUUGGUGAGAUGUUUUGGUGAUUCCGUGCUUGAUUCUUUGUCGAUCGUGUUGAACUGGAUUAAAUUUUUACUAUUGUCAAAAAAUUGUUUAUUUAUCAAAAAAAACGUUAAGAUUUGCUAUUUGCAGAUAUUGACUGAAUUGUAUAGUAAAUUGAAAGAAGAAUACGAAACACUAGGUAAAUCUUCCCAUAAGCUACACAUCUCAGGUGUAUCAUUAAAUAAACUCGAUUUAAUCAAGAUGAUAUUUACAGAAGUGCUUGAUUUACUAAAAUAA
Theileria annulata is the source of this 1647-nucleotide messenger RNA. RefSeq lists its product as uncharacterized. Lineage: Eukaryota; Apicomplexa; Aconoidasida; Piroplasmida; Theileriidae. The transcript has a single exon. The coding region runs from base 1 to 1647 and encodes 548 amino acids. The record is from RefSeq and is a predicted model, not a curated record.